Camelus dromedarius (Arabian camel) is the source of this 8146-nucleotide messenger RNA. RefSeq names its product zinc finger protein 211-like. Bases 251 to 2059 code for a protein of 602 amino acids. Lineage: Eukaryota; Metazoa; Chordata; Mammalia; Artiodactyla; Camelidae. Gene Ontology annotation, cellular component: nucleus; nucleoplasm. Gene Ontology annotation, molecular function: DNA-binding transcription repressor activity, RNA polymerase II-specific; RNA polymerase II cis-regulatory region sequence-specific DNA binding. The transcript is spliced from 3 exons. The record is from RefSeq and is a predicted model, not a curated record. Gene Ontology annotation, biological process: regulation of transcription by RNA polymerase II.
UUUCGGGGAGGGACUUCCGGCGUCUACUUGGCGGCCAUUUUGGUUGCUGUGGAGUCUGUUGGCCACGUGAGAAGGUCGCGUGUCCCUUGAGGGGAGCGAGGUGACGGGCUGGAAGGCGCAGGAGGAGGUUGUGUGCGCGCUGCACGGGGGCGGGUGUGAGGGUCGGGGACACCGCUGCCUGCGAGGAGUGUCGGUGCCGAGCCGACCCGGUCACUCGUCUGCGGCCACUCUGCUCCGCGCAGAGGCUCGGAUGGCGGCGGCUGCGCUGAGGGUCGGGGCUCAGCAGGACAGUGUGACCUUUGAGGAUGUGGCUGUGUACUUCUCCCGGGAGGAAUGGUGUCUGCUUGAUGAGGUUCAGAUAUGUCUGUACCUUGAUGUCAUGCUGGAGAACUUUGCCCUUGUAUCCAUGCUGGGUUCUUGUCAUGGAGUUGAGGAUGAACAGCCACCUUGUGAACAGAGCUCACCUGUAGGAGUGUCACAGAUCAGGACUUCUGGGGCAGGUGUGUCUCCUGAGAAGGGCCAGCCAUGUAAGAUGUGUGUCCAAGUCUUGAGAGACAUCCUGCACUUGGCUGAACACCAGGGAACACAUAGAGGGCAGAAAUCAUACACACGUGGGACAUAUGGGAAGCAGUUCUAUUUCACUGUAGACCUUCAACAGCCCCAGAGGCAGCACAUUAGAGAGAAACACUUCAGAUGUGAUGUGGGGGGACCCUCAUUUUUGAAGAGUUGCACAGUCAAUGCAUCAGGGAACCUCUUUACCUACAGGAAGAUUGGGAAGGAUUUUCUGGCUAACAUGGGGCUUCAGCAACAGGCUGCUAAUCCUAGUAAGAAACUAAACAGUGACAAAUGUGGAGCUGUUUUUCGCAGUAGAAAAAGUCAUCUCAGCAUCAGAGAAUGCAAGAAGGCCUCCAGCCACAGAGACAUACUUGUUCAGGAUAAAAGAGUGUUCAGUAGUGAAGGGCUUUGUUUGUGCAACAAAUGUGGGAAAACCUGCACUGAAAGAUGUAAACUUACUCAGCACCGGAAAGUUCACACUGGACAAAGCCCUUAUGAAUGCAGAGACUGUGGAAUAUCCUUUAUCCAAGGCCACCGCCUUAGUGCCUAUGGGCAAAUCCACACUGGAGAAAAGCCUUUUGAGUGCAGUGAAUGUGGGAAGUCCUUCUGUCGAAGGGAAUACCUCGAUGACCAUAGGAAAAUUCACGUGGGAGUAAAGCCUUAUGAGUGCAAGUAUUGUGAUAAAUCUUUUUUUCGAAGGUGCCAAUUAGUUCGACAUCAGAGAGUUCACACUGGAGAAAGGCCUUUUAAGUGCAAUGAAUGUGGAAAAUCCUUUAGGCAAAGCAGCCACCUCAGUUUCCAUAGGAAAAUGCACACUGGAAAAAAGGCUUUUGAGUGCAAUGAAUGUGGGAAAUCUUUUUAUGAUAGGUCUGGUUUUCGUCAUCAUCAGAGAGCUCACACUGGAGAAAGGUCUUAUAAGUGCAAUAAAUGUGAGAAAGCUUAUAUUUGGCGUUCUAGCCUCCGUGUUCAUCAGAGAGUUCACACUGGAGAAAGGCCUUUUAAGUGCAAUGAAUGUGGGAAAUCCUUUAGCCAAAGCAACCACCUCAGUUUCCAUAGGAGAAUGCACACUGGAGAAAAGCCUUUUAAGUGCAGUGAAUGUGGGAAAUCUUUUAAUGAUAAGUCUAACUUUCGUUAUCAUCAGAGAGUUCACACUGGAGAAAGGUCUUACAAGUGCAGUGAAUGUGGCAAAUCUUAUAUUAGGAGUUCUGGUCUCCGUGUUCAUCAGAGAGUUCACACUGGAGAAAGGCCUUUUAAGUGUAGUGAUUGUGGGAAAUCUUUUAUGGUUUGGUCGGGCCUUCGUUACCAUCAGAGAGUUCACAGUGGAGAAAAGCCUUAUGAGUGCAGUCAGUGUGGGAAAUCUUUUACUGCUCGAUCUAGCCUGUGUUAUCAUCAGAGAGUUCACACUGCAGGAAAGCCUUCUGAGUCCAGGGAAUGUGGGAAAUCUUCUACUGAUAGGUCUGGCCUCCUUUAUCAUCAGAGUUCAGAGUGGAGAAAGGCCUUAUGAGUGCAAGGAAUGUGAUGUCUUUUAUCCAAAAGAGCCAUUUGCUUUGACAUAACAAAGUUCACAAUGGAAAAAGGGCCUUACGAAUGCAGUAGAUGAGAACCACACUGGGAGUGUAGGAGUUUGAGGUGAUAAGAGGUUGGGAGGAUGCAUCUGCAUUAGGCCUGCAGCCAAGAGACCAUUUCUAGGGAGGAAACUGAGGCCCAAGGAGGGUGUGUCAUCUUGUAAGCUCCCAGCUUGGACAGGGAUUUAGGAUUCAGUGCCAGGCUGCCUGGUUCAGGGCAUGUAAAACAGUAAGAUUAAACCAUUACCUCAUAACAUAUACAAAAAUAAACUCAAAAUGAGUUAAAGAAAUAUGUAAGACCUGAAACCAGAAAAUGCCUAGAAGACAAUAUAGGUAGAACACUCUUUGACAUAAAUUGUAGCAGUAUUUUGGGGGGAUCUGUUUCCUAACACAGAAUAAAUAAAAGCAAAAAUAAACAAAUGGUGGGACCUGAUUAAAUUUAAAACCUUUUAGACAGCAAAGAAAACCAUUGACAAAAUGAAAAGACAACCUUUGGAAUGAAAAAAUAUUUGGAAGUAAUAUGACUAACAAGUGGUUAAUAUCCUAAAUAUAUGAACAGCUCAUGCUACUCAAUAUAUAAAAAACCCAAACAAUCCGACCAGAAAAUAGAAGUACUGAAUAACCAUUAUUCCAGAGAAGCCAUAUAGCUGGCUCACGGGCAUAUGAAAAGAUGGUCAACAAUGCUAAUUAUUAGAGAAAUGCAAUCCGAGUAACCCAGAGAUAUCUCCUGCCAACUGUAAGAAUGGCAGUCAGCAAAGAGUCUACAAAUAACAAAUGUUGGUGAGGAUGUAGAGAAUAGAAAACCCUUAUACACUGUUGGUGGGAAUGUAAAUUUGUGUAGCCACUAUGGGAAACAGUUUGGAAGUUCUUCAGAAAACUAUAAUUAGAACUAACUAUGAUCCAGCAAUUCCACCCCUGGAUACUUAUCUAGAAAAUAGGAAAAUACAAAUCCAAGAUCUAUGCACCCUGAAGUUCACAGCAGCCCUGUUUACAGUGGUUAUGAUAUGAGGACAAACCAAAUGCCCGUCAGCAUACGAGUGGAUAAAGGAGAUGUGAGGCAUAUACACACGGACGUGACUCAGCUGUAGGAAGGAUGAAAUUCUGCCACUUGCAGCAACUUCCAUAAAACUGGGGAAUAUUAUACCUCGUGAAAUAAUGUCACACAGAAACAAAUACUCUGUGAUAACACUUAUAUUUGGAAUCCAGAUAUACUAAGAAUGAACAUAUAUGCAAAAUAGAAAAAAAAGCUUGCAGUUACAGAAAACAAACUAGUGGUUACCAGAGGGAAGAGGGGGGUGAGGUCAAAUGGGGACAUGGAAUUAAAGAGACUUUCUUAAAUAUUCACUUUUGAAUGUAUUUCUACUAAUAUAUAUCCAUGCGAAAUACCUACAAAAUACCUUAAAAUUUUACCCAUAAGUAUGUUUUUCAUAAAAUUAUACUAAUAUUAUGAAAUUAAUAAGUAUGUUAUGUAAGUGGGAAGGAUUUGACCAAAGAAAAGAAAUUGAAUGGAAAGGAAUUUAAGUAAGCAUCGUAUCAUUUUCAUUUUGGAGAAUAAACCCAACUCCAUCUGGAUUUGAUUUAAAAUAUAAGUAUAUUCUAUCUAUGUAUAUCCUAUGGAAUGGGAGAAAAAACUGCAAACAAGGUGACAAGGAUGUAAUUACAAACAUUUUGAUACAGCUCAUAGAACUCUAUAACAAAGAAAUAACCCAAUAAAACAAUGGGCAGGAAACCGAAAUAGAUAUUACUCCAGAGAAGACAUACUGAUGGCCAACAGGCAGAUGAAAACGUUUAAUGUCUCUAGUUAUCAGAGAAAUGUAAAUCAAACAACAAUGAGGUGUCACCUCAGACCAGACAGAAUGGCCACCCUUAAAAAGUCCACAAAUGAUAAAUACUGGAGAGCGUAUGGAGAAAAGGGAACCUUCCUACACUGUUGGUUGGAGUGUAAUUUGGUGCAGCCACUAUGGAAAACAGUAUACAGAUCCCUUAAAAAGUAAAAAUAGAGUUAGCAUAUCCAGCAAUCCCAUUCCUGAGCAUAUAUCCAGAGAAAAUAAUUGGAAAAGAUACAUGGACCCUAAUUUUCAUAGAAGUACUGUUCACACUAGCCAAGACACGGAUGUAUCCUAAUUUUUCUUUGACAGAUAAAUGGAUGAAGUCAGAGUGUAUAUAUACAAUGGAAUACUACUUAGCCAUAAGAAAGAACAAUAUAAUGCCAUUAGCAAUGUGGAUGGACCAAGAGAUCACCAUACUAAGUGAAGUAGAUCCAACAAAGACACAUAUAUCACUUCUAUGUGGAAUCUAAAAAAAGAAAAUGAUACAAAUGAACAUAUUUACAAAACAGAAACAGACUCUCAGACAUAGAGAACAAACUUAUGGUUACCAAAAGGGAAAGUAGGAUGAGGGAUAAAUAAGGAGUUUAGAGUUAACAGAUACCCACUACUAUACAUAAAAUAGAUAAACAAGGUCCUGCUGUGUAGAUCAGGGAACCAUAUUCGGUAUCUUGUAAUAACCUAUAAUGAAAAAGAAUAUUAAAAAGUAAUGUAUAUAUGUGUAGCUAAAUCACCAUGCUGUACACCGGCAACUAACAAAACAGUGUAAACUAUAUUUUGAUACAAAAAAAUCCUGUGUGGCACACAAGACUGCUCUGUUUUGAAGGAGACCUGUGUGUGGGCACUGUGUACAUCAGAUAAAAGCAUCUUCAAACAUAGAUGAAAAUGCAGAAAUGCAAGCUAAAGUAAUAAAAUGUGAGAUUGAACAACAUUGGAAGGAUCCAUAUUUACUUCAAGGAAGUUUCUUCCAGAAAUACAUGUGUAGUUAAGCAGUGGUCGGUGAAAUAAAUGUGGAUUAUUUUCAACUGGAUUAAAAAUGAAACGACUAUACCAGCCACCACUAUACUGACUUGCUAAUUUUCUGCUAUGGUCAUUUCAUGGGGAAGGAAGAAUAGCUGAGAUGUCAGUAAUGCGUUUGAAAAUGAUACAUGUUCAUAGUUGCAAUCUGAAAUGAUUGUUCACUCAAGAAACAUAAUGUGAGGGAGGGUAUAGUUCAAGUGGUAGAGUGUGUGCUUAGCUGGUCUAGAGAUCCUGGGUUCAAUCCUUAGUAUUUCCUCUAGAAAUAAGUAAAUAAUCCCCCCCCCUACACAAAAGAAAUAAAUAUUUUUUUAAACACUAUAGAACCACAGUAAGCAUUAUUGGAAUUAAUAACAAGGUUUAUGCUGCACAUACAUGUUAGACAAAAUAAUUAGAAAUCAACAGAUUUUUAUAUCUAUAAGCUUGCUUUUAAAUUAUAAAGGAGAUUAUCUUAAGUAAAGGUAAUUAAAAUUUUGCCCAGAAACACUAAAAUCAAAUAAUUGUAUAAUGUGACAAAAGCAGUAAUUCUAAUAGCCUCCAGUUUUUGUCUUCAAGGCAUUUACUUUAAAAUUUACAGAAAAGAAUUUCUUUUUCAUUGUAUAUCAGUAGUUACCAUUGCCUUAUCAAUUGUUUCUGUGCUGUAGAGGGAGAGGGCAGGGAGCAUCGUUUCGGGAGAAGAAACCAGCUCUUCACACACAUGGAAGUCAUCCAGUGGAAACUGCAAGGCUGGGCAGGGGAAGCGUUGAUGCCAGUAUCCUGUGUGGUCCAUAGAUGUGAAAUGUCAUGUGUAACAAGAACAGAUCAUAGAACUAGCACAAUGAGUGAGAAUAAGAGCAAGGGAAAGGGUAAAAACUAGGAGUCUUUGAAAAGAAAUCAUAAUAUGAAUUUAAAUUAGAAAACAUGGGCCAAAGACAUGGUGUGAGAAUUAAGAGUUCCUUAAGCCACAGAGACCACUUUGCUGUGGUUGAACUGCAGCCCUUGAGAACUGAGGUAAUUCUCGGGUAUAGAUGGGUCAUAAUUUCCCCUGAUCACAGCGGUUCUGUGAUUUAAUUAAGUGUCCCUGCUGUCAAAGAUAGGUAGAUGAACUUGCUUGUCAAUGAGAGUCUCUGGUCAGAACAGUUUUGAAUCAUAACUUGGGCUGAGAACCUUCUUAGUAUACAAACCAAGUUUUGAUUCAAAACACUAUUGACCAAAACAACAACAAGAACCCACUAUUGACCAGAAACCCUGGGAUCAAUGUCCAGGACCUCCAUUAAAAUAAAAAAUUUUAAACCCUAAUUAACUCGCCCUCCCAAAAGAUAUUUUUUUUUUUUUAAAAAAAAAAAACCUUCUUACACAAAAUGAUGGUGUGGGUGGUGAGACGGGGAGACAGAUUCAAGAAUUUGAAGAAUAUGUGACAACAGCAAAGCAUUUUAAAAUGUAAUUCACUAACAGGCCGACUUUACAUUUGACAUUUUUUAAAGUCCCUGAGUAUUCCUUUAUAUAAUCCUUAGCAAUAUUUAUUUUAAUAAAGGAUGGAAUGCUUAUAAAUGGGAGAGAAAUACUUGUUUCUCUAAUUGGCUAAUUAAUGUAAAGAGCCACUGUUCUUGGGAGGGAGGUGGAGACUUCAUUACAGACUUCCUCCAGCCCAGCGUCUUUGCCACCGAAAGAAGCACGCAUCAGCACCUGACACUCGGUCACAAGGUGUGCUCGGGGGCUGGGAGGUCACUGUCAUCAUGUUACUGCUUACCACGUGCUUGUAUUGCAUGUGAAGUAUUGAAGAGUGAGGGCUGCUUGGUUCACGAUGUGUAUUCGGGGUUGUGGGGGAGAGAAAAUUACAGAGAAGGAAUAACCAGGAACAAAAAGGAAAGAUACUGAACAGUACCCAGGCUGGUGGACGGGAGUGAUUUUUCUCAGCAAACAUCUUUCCUUAAAUACAUGAGAUUUGUGAACACUCUUGAGCCCCAAAGCAGAAAUGCUUUACAGAUUGAUAGUCAUUUCUGGAUUUCUUCAGAUACAAUGCUUCUAAGAACAUUGCUUAUUGGGAGAGAAUUCCCAAUUACUUAGUUGAUUCUUGCUGUCUGUAUGGUGGUCCAGGGGCAGCAACCUAGCACAUUCAGGAGCUGAACCCUGAAAAAAAAAAGGGUUUGGGAUUCCAUCUCAUCUUGGAGUGACAGUGUCUACAUGGGGAGUGAAGAAUAUCUGUGAAAGACAUUUGUGAAUUUUGUACACUACCGAAAUCUCUUAAAAUAAUAAAGAGUUUCGCCACUUGUGGCAAAAGAAAAAAAAAAGCUGGGAAAGAAUGCCUGGGAAAUAGGAAAAUAAAAACGGUGUCACAGUGGGUGAGUAGAGGAAAUUGUUAUCUAUUAAGGACAGAAUGAAAUCAAGCAAAUGACCGUUGCAAUCAUAGCCAUCUUGAAGAUUUUGUCUCCAAUAGAUGAAUAGUUGGGUCCUGAAUCAAUCAGAAAGGAGAUAAAAGGGAUGAGUAGCAUUUGAAAAAGUACCUGAAGUGAUACAAAUGAACAGCACACUCUGCUGUCGUAUUUGUUCAGUGUCUCAACAUUUAUAGCAUGAAUCUUGUGGGUAAAGCACAGUUUAUUACAUGGGAUAUAUUCAGGCAGGAAACAAAAGGCAGUCGUUAUACACCUAUCAUUGUUGAUGGGUAGAGCACCUAAGUAACUUGAUUUCAUGGACUACUAGAAUGAGAUGCUCCUUCAAAAAAAAAAAAAAAAAAGUAGGACAGAGCUGAGGAAAAAUGGAGGUGUUUAGGAUGGGUGAAAGCGUAAAUAGGGUAUCCAGAAUCAGACUUAUGAAGAUGGACAGUUGUGGAAAUACUGAAAUGUGAUCAGAAGAGGACAGCUUUCCUUCCUCUUUCCAAUUGUUACGUAUUUUCUUAUUUAUUGUAGAUUGUACCUCUGGUAUACUAAGCACUGCCGAUGCAGAGAACAGCCAUCCUGCUUCUGUUCCUAUUCUCAGGAUUAUCUUUUAAUAAUGGGCUAUGAUGCAGGAUAUUUUGAGAGAUAUGCAUUUCAUAAAUUAAUAUUACAUAACUUCAGUACACUAAUCUCAGAAAAGACAUUUUGUUUUGCUACAAUACUAUGUACUUCUCGACCAAUUAUCCAAAGUGUCAUAUUCAUGUCCUUUAUAUCUGGUUUUCCCAGUCUGGGAUCAUGUACAGUAUAAUAAACAUCACUGACUUCUCUC